UCGGCCGAACCUCAGCACGCGUUUGCCAUACUAUAAUAUCAGCUAAUAUACAUCGCGUGAUACCUAAGUGCAACUCGUUUACGAAAUAUAUAACAAAAUAAUAUACUUAUUCGAUUCGGCGGUGUAUUUUAUAUUUUUAUUUUUCGUCGUCAUAUUUAUUGGAUUUUUUGUAACAAUGCCGUACGCACUCAGUGCGCCACCGUCCGAUGAAAUGUAUUUUCAAUAACGUAUAUUUCAUAUAGCUAUCCUAUUGGUAUAUUAUACGUAUACAAAACCAUACUUUAAACAGUGCCUAUCGUAGAUAAUAGCUAGGAGACCACGUCGUCGUAUGUGAAUUUUAGUCGACACAAACGCAUACAAUGGAACAAUUUUGGCAUGGUUUGUUGAUCAGUUGCUUCUUCACGGCGACGGUAUGCAGUUCGGAGGACACGAUACCAAGUCGAGUAGUUCCAAAUUCUGACGAAUAUCAAGACGAAAUCACCGCUGCCGAAGAUCACGAACACCAUCGGAUUAUCAUCGUGGUGCCCAAAGAAGUGCCACAGCACGUGAAUCACGUGCACACGUACAAGCUGGCCGGCAAAGGCAUACCGCUUAUCCACUCCGGCAAAGUGGUGCACGAUCACAAGCACAGCGGCAAGGUGGCGCACGAGCACGGGCACGCGGGCAAAUCCACACACAGCCACAAGCACAGCGGCGCGUACGGCCACCAGCACAAGCACCUCGGGUACAUGGGUCACAAGCACUUCGGCAAAGUGGGCGUCGUCGGGCACGGGCACAAGUCGGUUCAGCAGCCGCCGCGCCAUUCGCCGCUCGACCACCACAACCGCGGCCACCAUCCAUUGCUGCACAACGCCGCACACCAGUUGCACUUUCAGCAGCUACAGCAGGCCGGUGACUACCUGGUACAACAGCACGGUAACGCGGGCGGGAGCAGUGGCGUGUUGCAGCAGGGCGGCGGGCGUAGGCCCGCGUCCGGUGGCCACAUACAGUUCGUGCCGUCGUCCAAGCCUCGUGGCCUGGGGUCGUUCAUGCCAGCCGAGAUCCAACAGUACGUGCAGCACGGCGCGGUCGUCCAACAGCAUCAGCAGUUGCAACACCAACAGUUACAGCAACACCAGCAGUUGCAGCACCAGCAGUAUCGUCAACAACAGCAGCAACAACAGCAGCAACAGCAGCAGCAGCACGUGGAAUACGACGAUGACGAGAGCGGUGGUGGCCGUAGCGCACAGCCACCCGCUUACAACGUGAUACACUUGCGGGUGCCCGACCACCACGAACCGAAUGUCGUCAAGCACGUGGACAUCGACUUGAUCAACAACGUGGCCAAACUGCAGACCAGCGAAAAGCAACAGCCAGUCACCGCAAAUUUCAAGUCGGUGACGCAGUACAACAAGGUUAUCGGACACGGGCGCGCCGUGGCCGCUGCCAAUGUCGAGGACGAGUUCGACGCGCAGACCGAUGACGAGGACGUGGGCGGCGAGCUGUUGCUGGAAGAUGUGGGUUACCGGUUCGGCGAGGGUUACCGGCUGGCGAUGGACACGGGAGCCCGCGACUUUUCCGCCGCUCAGGAACAGGACGAGGAGGAGGCGGACGAGUCGUUCAAGGAACCUUUGGCCGGCGUGGAUGACGAACCCUCCGACGGCAGCAAUAACGCCUACAGCCAGACGUACAGCUUACAGUUUUGAACUUUUACCACCGAUAUUUUUCUCGCAUAAGAUUUUGUUAUAGUUUUGUAGCUUUUAAUUUUUUUUUAUCUGUAUAAAUUAUUUUUUGUUGUUUUUGUUACUAUUUUUGCUUUUGAUUUUGUUUCAAGUAUAGACUUAUGUUAUGCGUGUCUUGUGUAAUCAUAUUUUACGCAUGGAUAAUAUAAUAUAA
Molecule: messenger RNA, 1875 nt
Organism: Acyrthosiphon pisum (pea aphid)
Lineage: Eukaryota; Metazoa; Arthropoda; Insecta; Hemiptera; Aphididae
Product: GATA zinc finger domain-containing protein 10
Exons: 4
Coding region: 360-1685 (441 amino acids)
Source: RefSeq, a predicted model, not a curated record